AGUUGCGGCCCGUGUCCUUUCUGCGCUACCUACUCUGCUCUGCCUCGGCAUCGACAUCGACAUCGACGGAGUCCUAUUUAUAGCGUCUAAUUCCGACUCCAUGAUCUCACAUCCUUCACCGUCAAGCCUUUUACCGCUCUGCCGCUGAAGAACUAACUUCCUUUCGUUUCUUCAUCUGUUUUCCUUUGCCAUCACGAUCGCGAUCAUGGGGAGUGAAGUGGAAGUGGUAGCGGACAUUGCUUUCCCUAAGCAGAUCGUUCAGAACAAGCCGUUGUCUCUGUUGGGUCAUGGAAUUAUCGACCUCGAGAUUCACUUUCUACAAAUAAAAUUCACGGCCAUUGGAGUUUAUCUGGAGCCUGCGAUUGUGGAGCAUUUGAAGCAAUGGAAGGGAAAAGCAGCUGAGGACUUGCUGAAAGAUGAUGACUUCUUUGAGGCCAUUGUUUCUGCUCCAGUGGAGAAGGCUAUAAGAGUUGUGGUGAUCAAAGAGAUCAAAGGGGCACAAUAUGGGUUGCAGUUGGAGAAUGCAGUUAGGGAUAGAUUGGCUGCCGAUGACAAAUACGAGGAAGAAGAGGAAGCUCAGCUGGAAAAAGUUGUUGAAUUCUUUCGGUCCAAAUACUUGAGCGCACAUUCUGUUAUAAGUUUCCAUUUCCCAUCAGCUCCGACCAUAGCUGAGAUCGAGUUUUCGAGCUAUGGGAAAGAGGGUUCGAAGAUGAAAGUAGAGAAUGGGAAUGUGGUUGAGAUGAUUAAGAAAUGGUACCUGGGAGGGACUAGAGGUGUGUCUCAAACAACCAUAUCUUCAUUGGCUAACAAUCUUGCCAUUGAGUUAUCUAAAUGAACCCAAUUGCCUGCCCCUCUACAUAGCUCUGGAGUUCUAGCUCAAUGCUUAUUAAUGGUGCUUUCUAUGCUUUGCUAAUUCUUCUUCUUGAAGAACUAUCACAUUUCUAGUACACAAUUAUUAAUAAUAAUGUGCUUUUUAUGGUCU
Cucurbita pepo subsp. pepo (vegetable marrow) is the source of this 982-nucleotide messenger RNA. It is a transcript of the gene CHIL, whose product is annotated as Chalcone-flavanone isomerase family protein. The record is from RefSeq and is a predicted model, not a curated record. NCBI's taxonomy places the organism in Eukaryota, Viridiplantae, Streptophyta, Magnoliopsida, Cucurbitales, Cucurbitaceae. Gene Ontology annotation, molecular function: intramolecular lyase activity.